Nematolebias whitei (Rio pearlfish) is the source of this 945-nucleotide messenger RNA. Its product is annotated as carbohydrate sulfotransferase 15. Gene Ontology annotation, biological process: hexose biosynthetic process. Gene Ontology annotation, molecular function: N-acetylgalactosamine 4-sulfate 6-O-sulfotransferase activity. Lineage: Eukaryota; Metazoa; Chordata; Actinopteri; Cyprinodontiformes; Rivulidae. The record is from RefSeq and is a predicted model, not a curated record.
AUGUUUUCUGUCAUUCCUCGCAAAUUCCUGCCCGGGAUCAAGAACCCCUGCUGGUACGAAGAAUUCACCGGCAACAUUACCUCAGACCCGUACAGGACUAAUUUGUAUGGGCGGUACUCGCGGCGUUUCCGGACAGUUUUCCAGCACUUGAGGAGCACUUUCCGUGACCACUUGCUGCAUCGCAGCAGGAAACCCUACCGCAUGCGGUGCCUUCCUUUCUUCUACAUUAUCGGCCAACCAAAGUGUGGCACAACGGACCUGUAUGACAGACUGAGGUUGCACCCCGAUGUCAGGUUCACCACGUUCAAAGAGCCCCACUGGUGGACCCGCAAGAGGUUUGGCAUCAUUCGUCUCAGCGAGGGCUUCCACGAUCGAUACCCGGUGGAAGACUACCUUGACUUGUUCGAUCAGGCUGCCUACCAGAUCCAGGGCAACCUCACCGCAAACACCAAGGGUUCCCCCAGCCACCCGAAUAUCAUCAUAGGAGAAGCCAGUGCCUCCACCAUGUGGGACAACAACGCCUGGGUGUAUUUCUAUGACAACGCCACUGGGGGAGAGCCUCCUUUCCUUAUCCAGGACUUCAUCCAUGCCCUGCAGCCUGACGCCCGCUUCAUUGUCAUGCUCAGGGACCCGGUGGAAAGGCUUUACUCAGACUACCUUUACUUCGGUAUUGCCAAUAAAUCUGCAGAGGAUUUCCACGAGAAGGUGUCCGAGUCGCUGCAGCUAUUCGAGGGGUGCCUUACGGAGUACACAAUGCGCUCCUGUGUGUACAACACCACUAUCAACAACGCCAUGCCAGAAAAUCUUCAUGUCCUUUUGGCUUCCUUCGUCUCAUCCCCGCUUUCCGCUUCCUCCUCCUUCACCUCCUCCUCCUCUCAGACAGCUCAAGAUGGGUGUAGUCUAGAUGAAGAGUGGGCGAACAAUGAGAGCCUGCAAAGCUGGUGA